Messenger RNA from Trichomycterus rosablanca, 7000 nucleotides. RefSeq names its product dynein axonemal heavy chain 8-like. The transcript has 43 exons. NCBI's taxonomy places the organism in Eukaryota, Metazoa, Chordata, Actinopteri, Siluriformes, Trichomycteridae. Gene Ontology annotation, cellular component: dynein complex. The record is from RefSeq and is a predicted model, not a curated record. Gene Ontology annotation, molecular function: minus-end-directed microtubule motor activity; dynein intermediate chain binding; dynein light intermediate chain binding. Gene Ontology annotation, biological process: microtubule-based movement. The coding region runs from base 79 to 6843 and encodes 2254 amino acids.
GCCAUCUGGAUCGAGAACCUGAACUCGGUGCUGGACGACAACAAAACUCUGACCCUGGCGAACGGUGACCGGAUCCCUAUGUCCCCGAGCUGUAAGCUGGUGUUUGAGGUGCACAACAUGGACAAUGCUUCUCCCGCUACCGUCUCCAGAGUGGGCAUGGUGUUCAUGAGCUCCUCCGCUCUCAGCUGGAGACCCAUUCUGCAGGGCUGGACCAACAAGCGCAGUGCUCAGGAAGCUGACAGCCUGAUGAGCCUGUAUGAUAAGAUAUUUGAAGAUGCUUAUAUAUUCAUGAAACAAAACCUCAAGCCAAAAAUGCAGCUCUUGGAGUGCAACUACGUUAUGCAGUCGGUAAACCUGCUGGAGGGUCUGAUUCCUCCUAAAGAUGCUGGAGGCACGUUGAGCAGCGAGCACCUGGAGCGCCUCUUCGUGUUCUGCAUGAUGUGGAGUCUGGGAGCUCUGCUGGAACUGGAUGACCGGGACAAGAUGGAGCUGUUCGUUCGCUCUCAUGAAAGCAAGCUUGACCUGCCACCGACAGAGCCUGGCCAGACCAUGUUCGAGUACAUGGUCAAUCAGAACGGUGACUGGGAUCACUGGAGUAAAUACGUCGUGCAGUACGUCUACCCCACAGACUCGGCACCAGACUACACGUCCAUUCUCGUUCCCAACGUGGACAACACCAGAACGAGCUUCCUGAUUGAGGCCAUCGCAAAACAGCGCAAGGCUGUUCUCCUCACCGGUGAACAGGGGACUGCCAAGACGGUCAUGAUUAAGGCCUACACGAAGAAAUACAACCCUGAGAUGGAUCUGUUCAAAUCCAUGAACUUCUCCUCCGCCACGGAGCCGAUCAUGUUCCAGCGGGCAGUAGAGAGUUACAUAGAGAAGCGGCUGGGCAGCACAUACGGACCCCCCGGCAGACGGAGACUGACCGUUUUUAUUGAUGACAUCAACAUGCCUGUCGUCAAUGAAUGGGGAGAUCAGAUCACAAAUGAAAUAGUGCGUCAGACGAUGGAGAUGUCGGGCAUGUACAGUCUGGAUAAACCCGGUGAUUUCACCACCAUAACAGACGUUCAGAUGAUGGCCGCCAUGAUCCAUCCCGGCGGUGGCAGGAACGAUAUUCCUCAGAGACUGAAGAGACAGUUCACAGUGUUUAACUGCACGCUUCCGGCCAACUCCUCCAUCGACAUGAUCUUCGGAAUUAUUGGCUGUGGAUAUUUCCAUCAGUGUCGAGGAUUUACACCAGAGAUCUCUGACACUGUACAGCGUCUCGUACCCGCUUCCCGGAUUCUCUGGCAAUGGACCAAGGGGAAGAUGUUGCCCACUCCAUCAAAGUUUCACUACUUCUUCAACCUAAGAGAUCUGUCCAGGAUUUGGCAGGGCAUGCUGAAGAUCAGAGCAGAAGAGUGUGAGACAGUCGCCACCCUCCUGUCCUUGUUCAAGUGUGAAUGCACUCGAGUCAUCGCAGACCGGUUUGUGUGUGAGGAGGAUAAGCACUGGUUCGAGAAGUCUAUAGCCCAGGUCAUUCAGGAACACGUGGAUCCUGCUUUGGUGCCACACCUCCACCCCGACCCUUACUUUGUGGACUUCCUGAGAGAGGCUCCAGAGCCUACAGGAGAGGAGGCUGAUGACGCCUGUCUCGACGCUCCCAAAAUCUAUGAACUGGUGCCGGACUUCCAGUUCCUGUCGGAGAGACUGCGGUUCUAUCAGAGCCAGUAUAACGAGGCUGUUCGGGGCUCACAUCUGGACCUGGUCUUCUUUACUGAUGCCAUGACCCACCUCAUCAAGAUCUCCCGCAUCAUCAGGACCGAUGGAGGAAGCGCUCUGCUGGUGGGAGUGGGAGGGUCGGGCAAGCAAAGCCUUUCACGGCUCGCGUCGUACAUCGCCGGUUACAGGAUAUUCCAGAUUACACUCACUAGAACCUAUAACAUCAGCAACCUGAUGGAUGACCUGAAAGUGCUGUUCAGAACGGCCGGCGCUGAAGGAAAAGGCGUCACGUUCAUCUUCACGGACAACGAGAUAAAAGACGAGGCCUUCCUAGAGUACCUUAACAAUGUUUUGUCAUCUGGAGAGGUCUCGAACCUUUUUGCUCGUGAUGAACUGGACGAGAUAACACAGAAUCUCAUCCCCGUAAUGAAAAAGGAGACGCCCCGAGUGCCGCCCACCUUUGAUAAUCUGUAUGAAUACUUCAUCUCCCGGGCCAAAAAGAACCUCCAUGUGGUGCUGUGUUUUUCCCCGGUGGGGGAGAAGUUCCGCUCCCGCUCUCUGAAGUUCCCCGGACUGAUAUCCGGAUGCACCAUGGACUGGUUCACCCCGUGGCCGAGUGAAGCCCUGAUGGCCGUGUCCCAGUAUUUCCUCUCGGACUUCCACAUGGUCUGUUCGCCUGAGGUGAAGACUGCGGUGGUCCAGACUAUGGCCGUCUAUCACGACAGAGUCUCCUCCACCUGCGAGAGCUACUUUGAGAGAUUCAGACGAAGGGCCCACGUCACCCCGAAAUCCUACCUGUCAUUCAUCAAUGGAUACAAAACCCUCUAUACAGAGAAGCACACCCACAUCAACACUCUUGUUGAGCGCAUGAAUGUCGGUCUAGCCAAGCUAAUGGAAGCCAGCGAAUCCGUCGCGCAGCUGUCCAGAGACCUGGUGGUGAAGGAGCAGGAGCUGGCGUUGGCCUCGGCCCGAGCCGACAAGGUCCUCAAGGAGGUGACUGUGAGCGCCGAGGCCGCCUCUGUGGUCAAAAACGAGGUGCAGGUGGUGAAGGAUAAAGCGCUGAAGAUCGUGGAGGAAAUCGAGAAGGAAAAAGGUGUGGCAGAGCUGAAGCUGCAGGCGGCUGAACCUGCACUCAUGAAAGCUGAGGCGGCUUUAAACACCAUCAAACCGGCCGAUAUCGCAACAGUGAGGAAACUGUCCAAGCCACCACAUUUAAUCAUGAGAAUUAUGGACUGCUGUCUGCUUCUCUUCCGCAAGAAGCUGGACCCCGUCGUCAUGGAUCCAGAGAGGCACUGCCUUAAGCCCUCCUGGAGCGAAGCCAUGAAGCUGAUGAGCGGCGGCGGCUUCCUGACGUCACUGCAGCAGUUUCCUAAGGACACGAUAACCGAAGAGACGAUGGAGCUGCUGGAGCCGUACUUCCAGAUGGAGGAUUACACGCUGGAGAACGCCAGUAAAGUGUGCGGAAACGUGGCGGGUCUGCUGUCCUGGACACAGGCUAUGGCCACCUUCUUCAGCAUCAACAAGGAGGUGCUGCCACUGAAGGCUAAUCUCAGCGUUCAGGAGAACAGGCUAACGGCAGCUAAUAAGGAACUGGCUAACGCUCAGGCCCAGCUGGAUGAAAAGCAGGCAGAGCUGGACAUGGUGCUGGCCAAAUUCGAAGCAGCCAUGAAGGAGAAGCAGGAUCUGCUGAACGACGCCGAAUCGUGCAGAAAUAAAAUGCAGACGGCCUCCGCUCUGAUCGACGGGCUGAGCGGGGAGAAAGUGCGCUGGACCGAGCAGAGCAGAGAGUUCACCUCACAGAUCAGCAGGCUGGUUGGAGACGUCCUGCAGCUGACCGGCUUCCUGUCCUACUGUGGUCCGUUCAACCAACAGUUCCGUAACAUGCUGCUGAAGGAGAUCUGGGAGGACGAGCUCACGAAGAAGAACAUUCCCUUCACUGAAAACCUGAACCUGAUCUCCAUGCUGGUGGACCAGCCCACAAUCAGCGAGUGGAAUCUGCAGGGCCUUCCGGGUGAUGACCUGUCGGUGCAGAACGGCAUCAUUGUCACCAAAGCUACCCGCUUCCCCCUCCUCAUCGACCCCCAGACUCAGGGCAAGGCUUGGAUCAAGAAGAAGGAGAAAGCCAACGAGCUCCAGGUCACGUCUCUGAAUCACAAGUACUUCCGCACCCAUCUGGAGGACAGCCUGUCCCUGGGUCGCCCUCUGCUCAUCGAGGAUGUACCCGAGGAGCUGGACCCAGCGCUGGAUAACGUGCUGGAGAAGAACUUCAUCAAGUCUGGAUCCUCCUACAAGGUUAAAGUCGGAGACAAAGAGAUCGACGUGAUGGACGGCUUCCAACUCUACAUCGCCACCAAGCUGCCCAACCCGUCCUACACGCCCGAGGUCUGUGCCAAAACCUCCAUCAUCGACUUCACCGUGACCAUGAAGGGCCUGGAGAACCAGCUGCUGGGCAGAGUCAUCCUGACCGAGAAAUACGAACUGGAGGCUGAGAGGCUGAAUCUGAUGCAGGACGUCACGGCCAACAAGAGGAAGAUGAAAGAGCUGGAGGAUAAUUUGCUUUACAAGCUCAGCACCACAAAAGGCUCUCUGGUCGACGACGAGUCCAUGAUCGGGAUCUUGAGAGUCACUAAGGAAACAGCAGCGGAGGUGAGCGAGAAGCUCAACGUGGCCACCGAGACGGAGACGAAGAUCCUCGCCGCUCAGGAGGAGUACCGUCCCGCGGCGUCCCGCGGCAGCAUCCUCUACUUCCUCAUCACAGAGAUGAGCAUGGUCAACGUCAUGUACCAGACCUCGCUCGCCCAGUUCCUCAGGAUCUUCGACCUCUCCAUGUCGAGGUCAGAAAAAACCCCCCUGACCCAGAAGCGCAUCGCUAACAUCAUCGACUGUCUGACGUACGAGGUGUUCAGAUACACGGUCCGAGGCCUGUACGAGAAUCACAAGUUCAUCUUCACUCUGCUGCUGGCUCUCAAGAUCGAUCUGCAGAAGGGCAACAUCAAGCACAGCGAGUUCCAGAUUCUUAUUAAAGGUGGUGCCGCCCUGGAUCUCAAAGCUUGUCCUCGUAAACCCUUCCGCUGGAUUCUGGACAUGACAUGGCUGAACCUGGUUGAGCUGAGCAAACUGCCCCAGUUCACCAACAUCAUGAGCCAGGUGUCCCGGAAUGAAAAGGGCUGGAAGGCGUGGUUCGAUAUGGACGCACCAGAGGACGCAGUGAUUCCCGAUGGUUAUAAUGAUUCACUGGAGAUCUUCCACAAAUUACUGCUUAUCAGAUCCUGGAGUCCAGAUCGCACGCUGUCUCAGGCCAGGAGCUACGUAGGGCACGCAUUGGGCGCGAGGUUCGCCCAGUCUGUUAUUCUCAAUCUGGAGGCAACGUGGGGGGAGAGCGACCCUCGUACCCCUCUGAUCUGCUUCCUCUCCAUGGGCUCGGAUCCAACCAACCAGAUAGAAGCUCUCUCCAAGAAACUCAGACUCGAAUGCAGAGCUAUAUCUAUGGGACAGGGACAGGAAGUGCAUGCGAGGAGGCUGGUGCAGAUGUCCAUCGCACAGGGAGGCUGGGUCCUGCUGCAGAACUGCCACCUGGGUCUGGAGUUCAUGGACGAGCUGCUGGACACCGUGAGCACAGUGGAGAACGUUCAUGAGAGCUUCAGGGUGUGGAUCACCACGGAGCCACACGACCGCUUCUCCAUCACGCUGCUGCAGUCCUCCAUCAAGUUCUCCAACGAUCCUCCUCAGGGAGUGAAAGCCGGACUGAAGCGAACGUUCGUCGGGAUCUCUCAGACUCAGCUGGACGUCAGCAACCUGCCCAUGUGGAAGCCGCUGCUGUACAGCGUCGCGUUCUUGCACACGGUGGUGCAGGAACGUCGCAAGUUCGGACCCCUGGGCUGGAAUAUUCCGUACGAGUUCAACUCGGCAGACUUCAGCUCCAGUGUGCAGUUCAUCCAGAACCAUUUGGAUGAGUGCAGUCCCAAAAAGGGCGUGUCGUGGGACACCGUGCGCUACAUGCUGGGAGAGGUGCAGUACGGAGGCAGAGUGACGGACGACUACGACAAACGACUUCUGAACUGUUUUGCACGAGUGUGGUUCGGCGACCGGCUGUUCGAGCCCUCGUUCUGCUUCUACACCGACUACAAUGUUCCCGUGUGUAAGACGGUGGAGGAAUACCUGGAGUAUAUUCACACUCUGCCCUACGUCGACACCCCUCAAGUGUUCGGUCUGCAUCCCAACGCUGAUAUCACGUAUCAGGGUAACACCUCAGCCGAAGUCCUGGACACCAUCACAAACAUCCAGCCUAAAGAGAGCGCCGGAGGUUCAGGAGAGACGCGAGAGUCGAUCGUCUACCGCCUCGCCCAGGACAUGCUGGAUAAACUCCCUCCCAACUACGUACCUCAUGAGGUGAAAGCCAGGCUGGUGAAAAUGGGAGCCCUGACCUCCAUGAACAUCUUCCUGAGGCAGGAGAUCGACCGCAUGCAGAGGGUCAUCAGCGUGGUCCGGACUAGCUUGAUCGAUCUCAAGUUGGCCAUUGAGGGCACCAUCAUCAUGAGUGAGAGCCUCAGGGACGCGCUGGACAACAUGUUCGACGCUCGAGUCCCAAACCUGUGGAAGAAGCUCUCCUGGGAGUCGUCCACCCUGGGGUUCUGGUUCACCGAGCUCCUGGAGAGAAACGCUCAGUUCCAUAGCUGGCUGUUCGAUGGGAGGCCCAAAACAUUCUGGAUGACCGGAUUCUUCAAUCCCCAGGGUUUCCUCACAGCGAUGAUGCAGGAGGUGACGAGGGCACACCGAGGCUGGGCGCUGGACACCGUCACUCUACACAACGAGGUGUUAAAGCAAACCAAGGAGGAGAUCACCACCGCACCCACGGAGGGCGUGUACGUGUACGGCCUCUAUCUGGACGGAGCCGGCUGGGACCGCAAGAACUGCUGUCUCGUCGAGGCCACGCCCAAAGUGCUGUUCACCCCUCUCCCCGUGGUGCACAUAUUCGCCAUCAACUCCACCGCCCCGAAAGACCCCAGACUGUACGUCUGCCCCGUCUACAAGAAACCCCGGCGCACCGACCUCACCUACAUCACCGGAAUCGUGCUGCGUACGGUGCAGCCCCCCGACCACUGGAUCCUGCGCGGUGUCGCCCUGCUGUGUGAUAUCAAAUAAUCGCACCAACACACACACACACUGACCCACACACGCGUUCCGUUUCUUUGUUCUUUAUUCAAUUCAGUUCAUGGAAAAAUAUUUUAAUUGUUAUUAAAAGGUUCAGGUUCUUGUUCAGCAUUAAAAAUAAAAAAAAUAUGAGUUUAUCUUCACUAAA